Molecule: messenger RNA, 2619 nt
Organism: Endocarpon pusillum Z07020
Lineage: Eukaryota; Fungi; Ascomycota; Eurotiomycetes; Verrucariales; Verrucariaceae
Exons: 4
Coding region: 1-2619 (872 amino acids)
Cellular component (GO): microtubule; cytoplasm; membrane
Molecular function (GO): GTP binding; GTPase activity; microtubule binding
Source: RefSeq, a predicted model, not a curated record
AUGGGAGACCAAAAAUUGGGCGAAGUGCGCCCUGUCGCAUUGCAAUCGAAAGCCCACGAAGACCUUCUUAACAUCAUCGAUAGUCUUCGAUCACAGGGCAUAAGUCGCUAUAUCGAUCUUCCCCAACUUAUUGUUUGUGGCGAUCAAUCGUCAGGCAAAAGUUCAGUCCUCGAAGCGGUAUCUGGUAUCCGCUUUCCUACGAAAGAUAACCUGUGCACACGCUUUGCUACUGAGCUUAUUCUUCGUCGUGGACCUUCAACAAGUGCAAGCGUUACGAUAGUACCUAAUGCUGAUCGAUCGGAAUCUGAAAAGGCUAAGCUUCAGAGAUUCCAGCAUGAAAUUAGCGACCUAGACCAAUUCGAAAGUCUAGUCGAUAGUGCCAAAAGUGUUAUGGGUCUUGAUGGCGACGCUAGGGCCUUUAGCAAUGAUAUUCUACGAGUUGAAAUCUCUGGCCCGAAUCAGCCACAUCUUACGCUGGUCGAUCUUCCAGGUCUUUUCUCAGCUGGAAACAAGACUCAGUCAGACGCGGAUGCUCAAGUGGUCAAAUCUCUGGUACUUUCGUAUAUGAAGAAGUCUAGAAGCAUCAUUCUCGCAGUUGUAUCCGCAAAGAAUGACUUCGCCAACCAGAUUGUUACAAAGUAUGCUCGAGACAUUGAUCCACAAGGGCUAAGAACUCUCGGCAUCAUCACAAAACCUGAUACACUUCCUCCCGGAUCUGACAGUGAGAAAUCGUUUGUGGAACUCGCGGAGAACAAGGACGUCCAUUUCAGGUUAGGGUGGCAUGUGCUUAGGAAUCGAGACUAUGAGACGCGUGACUACACGACAGAGGAGCGCGAUCAGAUGGAGCGUGACUUCUUCUCAAAGGGCAUCUGGACCUCACUUCCAUCUAACCAUAUUCUCACCGAGCUCCCAAGUCUGAUUGAGGACGUUACCAGAGGAAUAAAAGACUGCAAAGACAUUAUAACGAGGCUUGGAGAGUCUAGAGCCACCUUGUCAGACCAGCGGCUACAUCUAGUCCGGCUCAGUCAGGAAUUCUCACGGCUCGCUAAGUCUGCAACAGACGGCUUCUAUGUGGAUGAAUUCUUUGGAAGUGCGAUGCAAGACGUCGGCAAAAGCAAACGACUACGUGCUGUCAUACAGAACACCUGCUCAGAUUUUUCAGAGGCUAUUCGACGCAAAGGUCAUGCGAAACAAAUUGUUGAUGACUCUAUGGAGGUUGGCACGCAAACUAUGGGCCCCUUUAAAACUCACCGUUCCGAUUUUAUUGACGAGGUCAUGACCUUAAUGAGACGUAGCAGAGGACGUGAACUUCCAGGCACGUAUAAUCCUUUGCUUAUUGGCGAUCUCUUCUACGAGCAGUCAAAACCCUGGACGGAGCUUGUUGAACAAUACACCGGCACAAUACUCAACGCGACGAGAACAGCCCUGAAUGCUAUUCUUGACCACACCUCAGAUGAGACCACUGGCCAAGGAUUGUUGAGAUACAUCAUCAAUCCAAAAAUGGACGCCCUGCAGCAUGAUCUAGAGGCCAAAGUUGACUCAAUUCUCGAACCACACAAACGAGGGCAUCCUAUCACCUACAAUCACUACUUUACAGAUAAUAUUCAGAAGGCAAAAGCACAGCAUCGCAAAGACAGCCUCAUCGAACAACUUGGAUCGUUCUUUGGGGUGGAUUUCGAGAGAGGUAAAAUCAAGGUGAAGGAGCAUAGUUUUGAUGUGAAGAGCCUUUUGGAUCACCUGGCUCAGGGUCCUGAGACAGACAUGGAUCGGUAUGCUUGCUCCGAAGCUAUAGACUGCAUGCAAGCCUACUACAAGGUUGCAAUGAAGACUAUUGUGGACGAUUUUAGCGUGCUCGCAAUCGAAAAGUGUCUGGUUAAACGCUUGCCCGAUCUUCUUUCCCCUGAAACCAUCGUCGGUCUCGAUGAUGCCACAAUCUCUAGUAUUGCAGCGGAAACCGAGGAGUCGAGACUCGAGAGAUCUCGUGCUACUGAAAAAUUGAAGGUACUGGAAUCGACACUCGUAGUUCUACGAAGCCUUGACAGACACCAGCCAACAAGGACAAGGCGCCAAGCGGUCAACACCAUUUUGACAUCCAAGUUACCCGAGGAUAACGAGGAGAGUGAUUCAAGCGCGGAUGAAGAUUCGUGGUUGCCAUAUAGUUCGAGCGAAGAAGAUGAUUGUCUUGGUGGUCGAAAACAAAAGCUUCCACCAAAGCGUGGAGACGGAAGCAGCGGGUCCUUUGGCACGCCUAAAUUCGGAAAGCCGAUUGCGUCUGAGAAAUCAGCCGAAGCAACGCCCGUUCCAGGAAUUUUCUUUGGCAUGGCUAAACCCGAGAAAACGAUUGCGAGUGAGCGACCAGCCGUGUCUCGAACCGAGAAGUCAGCUGCGACUGAGAAGCCCACUGAUGCAGCGCCCGCUUUCACAAUCUCUACAUAUACUAGACCGCCGAACUCCGACACGACCUGGGGCGCACCGGUGUUUGGAAAUCCUCCGUCUUCUGCGAAUCCGACUUUCAGUUUCGGUAAUUCACAGCCUUCCUCUAGUUCCGGGAAGGUCACGCAGAAUGAGAAAAAGACAACCAGCCUAUUUGGCCAAAAGUUAGCAUCAUCAAAAGUGUAG